AUGGAAGACACCUUCGGAUAUGUCCGGGUGCGCGGCGAACUGGGGCGCAUCUCACGUCCGGGGUCGGGCCAUAUCUACCUGGACCUCAAAGACGACAGGGCGGUUCUGUCCGGCGUCAUCUGGCGCGGUGUUGCCUCGAAACUGAAGAUCCAGCCGGAACAGGGGCUGGAGGUGAUCGCCACGGGCAAGAUCACGACAUUCCCGGGUCAGUCCAAGUACCAGAUGGUGAUUGACGCACUUGAACCCGCUGGUGCCGGAGCGUUGAUGGCACUUCUGGAAGAGCGCAAGAAAAAGCUCGCGGCAGAAGGCCUUUUCGCGGAGGAACGCAAGCAGGUACUGCCGCCCUUGCCAAAAGUGAUCGGCGUGGUCACGUCACCGACCGGUGCCGUCAUUCGGGACAUCCUGCACCGGAUCUCCGACAGAUUUCCGCUGCAUGUGCUGGUCUGGCCGGUUCGCGUGCAGGGAGAAACAUCGGGUGCGGAGGUUGCCAACGGUAUUCGCGGUUUCAAUGCGCUGGAAGCCGGCGGCGCCAUACCGCGACCGGACCUGCUGAUCGUUGCGCGUGGCGGCGGCAGUAUCGAAGACCUCUGGGGCUUCAACGAGGAGACCGUGGUGCGGGCUGCUGCUGACAGCCAGAUCCCCCUGAUUUCCGCUGUCGGACACGAGACCGACUGGACGCUGAUCGAUCUGGCCGCCGACGUUCGCGCACCCACACCCACAGGGGCUGCGGAAAUCGCUGUCCCGGUAAAGGCCGAGUUGAUGGCGAUGGUCGACGACCGUUCGCGGCGGCUCAACUCAGGUCUUGUCCGGUUCGUCACGGGCCGCAGAACGGAACUGAGGGCGGCGAGCGCCGCCCUGCCGGCCCCGCAAGACCUGCUGGCGUUGCCACGGCAAAAAUUCGACACGCUUGCCAACGGUCUCGAGCGCGCGCUGAUCGUCAGUACGAAAAGUCACAGAUCCACAUUCCAGAACCUGGCCGGACGCCUCUCUCCCCUGCUGCUUUCGCGGCUCAGUUCCAAGGCGCGGCAGGAUCUCAGCAAUGCCAGCGACCGGCAGCAGCGCGCACUCACUGUUGCGGUUGCUCAAAAGCGGCAGGCAUAUACCGCUGUCGCUGCGCGUCUCACGCCUUCUCGCCUGUCCCAGCAGACGCUACUCGGCCAGGAGCGCGUCACCGGGCUUUCGGAACGGCUCGACAGGGCUUUCCUCGCACGCGUUACCCACGAGAAAAGCAGGCUCGACGGAUUGCAGAAGUUGCUCAAGUCGCUGUCCUACAAAGAUGUUCUUGCGCGCGGAUAUGCCGUUGUCCGCGAUGAAGCCGGACAACCGGUCAGAUCCGCAACCGCUAUUGCCUCAGGUGCGGCACUUGCCAUCGAGCUGGCCGAUGGAACAGUGGAUGCCGUGGCGAUGAGUGAUAGCGCCGCUGCCACCCCCCGCAAAGGCAAGACCAAAAAGUCCACUUCUUCAAAAUCGCGGCCGGAAAAUCAAGGAGACCUCUUCUAG
Effrenium voratum is the source of this 1500-nucleotide messenger RNA. Lineage: Eukaryota; Dinophyceae; Suessiales; Symbiodiniaceae. The record is from the annotation of a GenBank genome assembly.